Messenger RNA from Monomorium pharaonis (pharaoh ant), 1170 nucleotides. RefSeq lists its product as uncharacterized. The transcript is spliced from 2 exons. The coding region runs from base 14 to 802 and encodes 262 amino acids. NCBI's taxonomy places the organism in Eukaryota, Metazoa, Arthropoda, Insecta, Hymenoptera, Formicidae. The record is from RefSeq and is a predicted model, not a curated record.
UUCCUCCAUUGCAAUGUUAUCAGCAGCGACAACGAAAUUAUCUAAAUCUGCCAGGAAGUGGUUUGACCUAUCAACCGGAUCAAUCACACGGUCAUGGACAACUUUCAAAGAAGCCAUAACAAACAGAUUCAAAAGAAGAGUUAAUUUUAGUGCGGUUAUGCGCAAAGUAGAUGCAAGAAAAUGGUUCUACAGUAAUGAAUCUUUUCAAGAAUAUGCAAUGGAGAAAUUAGCUUUGAUACAUUGUUUAAAUUUAAGUGAAUCUGAUACCAUACAAUUACUUAUUGACGGUAUCGGAAGUAUAGCAAUAAAAUCAACUGCUCUUAAUCUUGCACUUAAGAUUGAUAAAAUUGAUGAAUUCCUCGAGAACAUGCAUCAUAUUACUUCAGCCAUUGAACGGACUAAAAAAUCUCCAGUCCUUAAUGCAAAAUUUGAAAGAUCCAAAGACAAUGAAUAUAAGAAGACUGAUCAACAUUCGAAGACUGAUCAACAAGUGAAGAUGGAGAAGAACCUUUACUGUGUAUUCUGCCAUAAAAGGAACCACAACAAAGAAGAUUGCUUUAAGUUGAAAAGGAAAUCAGCAGAAGAUCCACAAUCUCCCCAAAAUACAGCCGGUGCAGUCACCACUGAAGUCGACGAACACACGGAUCAUGCCAUUCCCGCAGAUAACAUUGUAGCAAGCGUUGCGUUGUCUGAUGAGAGCGAUGGUAGGAAAUUAGUCACCAAUAAUUCGGUAAUCGAAAUUAAUAAGAUCGAGGAACUGCCUUCACCUCUCAGGAGUUUACAGAAUUUUUAUCGAAUUUAAAUAUUAAACAUCGUUUGGUGGCAGUUGCAGCCCCAUGGGCUAAUGGUUUAGUUGAGAGAGUAAACAGAUUUCUUAAAUCAUCCCUAAGAAAAAUCGUAGAUGAACAAUUAUUAUGGGAUAAACAUAUCGACACUGUCCAGUACGUAAUGAAUACAGUAGAACCCCGCGUUAGCGUACUCCGCGUUAGCGGAAACUAUCCCCUCCAUAUGCACUCGGUCCACAUGAGUAGCGUGUGUGGGGAUAGCAAUGCAGUCACGUAGUAUGUAAGCAGUUACGACGUAUUCUUAAAGAUUUAUGCAAGAUUUUAAUGUGUAAUUAAUUCAUUUAAGACUAAGAAAUGGCUAAUAUUUUUUUAAAUUUAAGAAUUU